This is a messenger RNA of Phyllopteryx taeniolatus (common seadragon), 1326 nucleotides long. RefSeq names its product glutamate receptor, ionotropic, N-methyl D-aspartate-associated protein 1b (glutamate binding) (gene grinab). The coding region runs from base 104 to 1141 and encodes 345 amino acids. Gene Ontology annotation, biological process: negative regulation of apoptotic signaling pathway. The transcript is spliced from 5 exons. NCBI's taxonomy places the organism in Eukaryota, Metazoa, Chordata, Actinopteri, Syngnathiformes, Syngnathidae. The record is from RefSeq and is a predicted model, not a curated record. Gene Ontology annotation, cellular component: membrane; Golgi apparatus; endoplasmic reticulum.
AGUGCAUCACGUGACCAUGACGUCAGUGUGCGUCGUCUGGGCCGUGUGUUUGUCUCGAGGCGACGCGUAAUCGUUCAACACAAACAAUCGGUUCCAGUCCAAAAUGGCCACGGAUAGAACUGCAUACACGCUACUAGACGGGGGGACCCCGCCGCAGACGUCGUUCCUGGCCACGUCAGGCCCGAACAUGUUCGCGGACUCUCCCGUGGGUCUCCCUCUGCCUCCGCCGGCUUCUGCUUUUGGGCCUGGCGUACCUGGAGCCUUCGCUACGAGCAAGCCAGCAUCCUCGCCUUAUUUUCCGCCCGACUACGCCUUUCACGACAACGUAUCCGGUAAGCAGCAGCAGCAGCGUGCUUUUACGUCGACUUUCCAAACACGCGAAUGUAUUUGUUGUUCCCUGCCAGCUGAUGCUUACCACUGUGAGGACUCCGAGGACCCGCCGCCCUUUGACGAUAACCAGGACUUCGGUUAUGGAUUGGAUGACAAAACCAUAAGAAGAGCUUUCAUUCGAAAGGUCUUCUUGGUGCUAACUGCUCAGCUGACGGUGACGUUUUCCUUCGUGAUGGUUUUCACCUUUGUGGGCGCAAUCAAAGUGUUCGCCCAGGAGAACGUCUGGCCCUACAUCGUGUCUUACGUCACGUUCUUUGUGUGCACGUGCGCCAUCAGCUGCUGUGGAAACCUGCGUAGGAAACAUCCGUGGAACCUGGUUGCAUUAUCCAUCCUGACUCUCAGUAUGUCGUAUAUGGUGGGAAUGAUUGCCAGCUACCACGACACUGACAUAGUAGUCAUAGCGUUGGGCAUCACAGCUGUGGUCUGCUUCACAGUGGUCAUCUUCUCACUCCAGACCAAGUAUGACUUCACUUCGUGUCACGGCGUGAUGUUCGUCUGCUUGGUUGUCCUCAUCCUUUUCGGCCUCCUGUGCAUCAUCAUACGUAACAGGAUCCUGGAUAUUUUUUAUGCUGGACUGGGAGCGUUGCUCUUCACCUGUUUCUUGGCAGUGGACACCCAGCUGCUGCUUGGCAACAAAGAACUGUCCCUGCAUCCUGAAGAAUACGUCUUUGCUGCACUUAACCUGUACACGGACAUCAUCAACAUCUUUAUAUACAUUCUUGCAAUUUUUGGAAGAGCCAGGGGCAGCUGAGCUUGAGAAAGUGGAAGAAAAUCACGUCUGUGUGUUGUUUUUGCUGAUUGCGUACAUGGAAGGGAGGUCUUGUCAUCUUUGAUUUGUUUAGUUCCUUUCACUGAUCAAAGUACUCUCGUGCGUUUUCUUGUAGCUUGCUUGUUCCUAAUAUUUUGCCUCAUUAAACCUUUACUAAUUACAUCACA